UCGCCGUUGGAAACCGUCGGUGGGCUCUCCGAGCCCACCCUCUCAUCGGUCAAACUGGCGAGCGCGUUAACCGCUGGCAUGAACCCCCACCAUCCGGGCCACUCCGCAGCCUACCCCCACCAUCCCUCGCUCUCGAGCAGUCCGCAUCAUCCAGGGCCCGGCGGGCCGCAUCACGCGUAUGGGACCGGUGGAGGUGGCGGAGGUGGCGGUGGCGGCGGCACCACGACCACCCCCGACUUACCCAGCCCGCAUUCACCUCAGCAUAGUGGUGGUGCCGGCGAUCCCGCCACCCCUUACGGUGCCCUACAACCUGGACAGGGUAUGGGCAGCAACGGACAUCAUCAUAGCGGUGGCGGCAUGAUGCCAGAUCAUCCACAUCACCCUGGACACCCCCAUCCCCAUAUGCCGGGGCAUCCCGCGUACCCGCCGGUUAAUCACAACAACAACUGCACCCUCAAGCAAGAAGGUGUCCCUAGCGGGUCAACGGGCCUUCGGCAAUGCGCCGCCUGCGGUGUACAAAUAGUGGAAAGAUGGCUGUUGCUAGCGAUGGAUCGCUACUGGCACAUUGGCUGUCUCAAGUGCACGUAUUGCAACGUAGUAUUGGGAGAGAUCGGCCAGUCCUGCUACACCAAAAGUGGCAUGAUCCUCUGCAAGGCCGACUACAGACGAAUGUUCGGCAGCAGUGGCGUCUGCGGGAGUUGUGGCAACGCGAUACCCGCGAACGAAAUGGUCAUGAGGGCUGGCGACUCGGUGUUUCACGUGAAAUGCUUCAACUGCAAUAAGUGUGGCGGUCAGCUCGUCUCCGGCGACAGAUAUUACCUACUAUCGGGCUCGCCGAUUUGCGAAUCUGACUGGCACAAGAUAGUGAAAUCGUCGAGCGUCGCGGCAGCGGCAGCCGCGGCGGGCGGGAACAGCGGCACACCCGUUAGGAAAGGCGGCAACCCGGUCGGUCGCCCGAAGAAGGUGCAACCCUCUCCGCAGCCGACGCCCCCCGUCGUACCUUCGCCUCAGGUAGAUGUAGUGGACGUCGCCGUCGGAGUGGAUCCCUAUUCGCCGCCUCCGCCGGGUCAUCAGCACUAUCAUCAGUAUCACCAUCACCACCAUCACCAGAUGGCACUCGUGCAUCCGGGUCUGGCGGCUCAGCAAUCGCAUCUCCAGGCGUCCAGCUAUCAGGACUGGUCGUCCUGGGCUCAGGACACCUGCGAUUAGACCCGCUGUCCGCCGUAACAGGACUGUGUACCUCCCUUCCCCCCCCCCUCCCCCCCAAAGGACGUCGCGAUGAAGAAUCCAGCCUAAUUUGCCUAACGUCGCGUGCCCAGACUCUCUUCGGGAGGAUCGCAAAGAAGGGAAAAGGCCAGCGUAGCGCGUCCCUUGGAAAUCGCGGCGACUCUACGAGUGUCUCUGGACUUGGAACCGUGAUACCGAAUGUACUUGAACUUGCCGCGGUGAUCGAAUGUCUUCGUACACGCGCGGCGCCGUGAUGUUGAACGUGAUUGAACUCUCGCCGCCGGACACCGAGCGUUUUUAUGUUCUGACGUGUGUUGACGUGUCGAGUGCGUCGAAACUUUAUCGUGGAUGCUGGGGAAAACUGUCUUUGAACUUGGAUAAUUCGGAUAAUCACAGGAUAUAUCUCUGGAACUUGAAACGCGAACGUUUUGGUUCUACAUAGUGGAUGUGCAAACUUCUCUCAUUCAAACUGACUACAAAAUAACAAACUCUUUUGAAGAAGGGUUCGCACUAAUGUCGAGAUAUCGAUGUCGCGAAUAUCGAAAGCAUUCUUACGUUAAUUCAGCAUUAUUUGAACGCUAUCUUUGCACAAGAUAGCGCUUUUAAUCAGAAUUGUUGUUUUAUCGCAUCUGCGAUAAAAGUUGAGACGACACUCGACACCGCAUUGCAGGAGCACUUUCGCCACGAAUCCGCCGGUCUCCUUAAUAAUAAUCUUUGCUCAAUUGUAAAGAAUCGAAGAAAGUUUAAGAUACGACUCAUCGUGCAUCCAUCAUCAGCCGCAAUAGUAUGGCGUCAAGUACUCUUCUUGAAAAUCCUUUGCAGCCAUCGUAUUACGAUUACCUUGACACAGGAUGCGAAAUGUAGAAUUCGUUGACACUAACGCAACUUGCAACAAGCGAUUUUUCGCACGUUUGCGAAAUAUCGAAAUAAUUCUGUCCGCUUUCGAUACCAUUCUCAUUCCUCGAUCAUUCUGACGUCAAAAGUCUCUGUGUUAUCUUACUUUAUUAUACGAUUAAGAUUGUCUCAAUUCUCGAUUUACGAUUUUAGUCUAAAUUUUUUUAAUUGAUAAAUAUAUACAUUUCCGCGAGCGCGCUCUGUCGAUUCUUGGUUGUCGCCACUUCGGGAGGCGACACGCGUCCUUGGAACGGUGUUGCGUGCUAAAUUCGGCAUGUGCGAUCAACGAAGAUCUAAUCGCGCGAGAAAGAUGGCAACCGGAAGGCGAGGGAAAGAGAGAGAGAGAGAGAGAGAGAGAGAGGGAGAUAAUUUAACGGCGAUCGAACGAGAAAUGCGAAACGACGACAACGCGCAGUUCUGGACCCUUAGAAAAUUAUUUUUCUUUCAAAAUCACCGUUCUCCCGCGUCGAUCCGCCGCCGCGCUUCGUAAACUCAUUAGGCGGCCCUUGUUCCCGCCAUCGUUAAUUGAGUGCCGAGGUGAGACGAACGACACGGAAUUAUCAUUCGAAUCCUUCUUGUUAAGCAUCCUCUCCCCUUUCUCAUUCCAUCUUCCUCUCCCUUUCCUCUUUCCAUUUACUUGCAUUUUUACGUUUUCUCUCUUCCUUCCUUGAGAGUUUAUCAUUUUCGAAAUAGCAUAAUCAAUUAAUCCCUCUUAGGAUGCCACUUUGAAUUCGGCAACCUGUUAGUGAUUCCUUGCUGAUGGCUGAGGAGGGAUUUCUUGAAUUUUGUAAUUCGAUCGCCGAUAAUGAUUCCGAAGGGAGACGAAACGUCCAGUGACAUCAUCUUCUUUCAUUCAAGUAAUAACAGUUUUUAUUCUAUAAUUUAUGUGCAUCUUCAACCGCUACAUUGUACUUUCAUUAGCCUUAUUUUUGCCUUAUCACUGAUAUCAAUUAAGUCUCUCGCUGCAGCCAUGUUGGCACAACCGAAUCAAAUUUUGUCGUAAUUAUAAUUACUUUACAAAGUUUCAUGUGGCGCAGAAGUAAUCGAUGUUGUUCCCGAGAAAGAGUACAGCUCAAUUAUUUCCUCCCCCCUUCCCCCUCUCUCUCAUUUCUCUCUCGCGUUUGGCGAAAUCUACAUUAUGCAUUUAUUGUUAAAGUAAAUCGACAGGGUUGUCUGAAGAAACGUACGUUUUCCAGUAACACACAACGUUACGAUAAGUCUAACUUUCGAUCGAAAGAGCGUCGAUCCUUCAUCGAGAUUUAACUUAACGAUUCCUUGUUGUCGCAGUUCUCGAAUAACUCUACGUUCGUCCGUCGAGCAUUUUCAAAGAGUAAACGCGUGCUACUGGCACGCGCGAACCGGCACCCGUUGCGUACAUGUUAGUGACAUAACUUCGCGGCGAGCAAGAAGUGACAUUGGCAUGCAACGGCGUGCUCGAAGCUCAAAGUACAACGGAUUCAGCGGCGGAAUGAGUUUCGGCGUGAAAUGUGUAUUAUAAGAGCAAGGUCGCCCUGUGUUACUCGUUUCAUUCGUCAAAUGCUCUCAUUUGAAAUGACGAUUCUCGAGCGCAUUGCCACAAUCUCCGAUCGAGCGCGUCGCUCGCACCUUGAAAGCUCGCACCGCCGUGCGUUAUGAUUCAUGCGAGCGGAAUGCGGCCGUGUACCACGGAAAUUUCACGAAAAACGACGCUCAAGAGUCAUGAUGAUCCGACGAUUCGCUGAGGAAUCUGGACGAUCCGGGAUUGCGAGA
This is a messenger RNA of Trachymyrmex septentrionalis, 3870 nucleotides long. Its product is annotated as LIM/homeobox protein Lhx9-like. The coding region runs from base 79 to 1209 and encodes 376 amino acids. Lineage: Eukaryota; Metazoa; Arthropoda; Insecta; Hymenoptera; Formicidae. The transcript is spliced from 5 exons. The record is from RefSeq and is a predicted model, not a curated record.